AUGGAUAUACAAUUUAUUGGUGACAAUACAAGGUUGCUUACGUAUUAUGUUACUAAGUAUGUGAAUAAAGCAGCGAAAUGUGAAUUAUCUGAUACUGUUCUUAAUAGCACAAAUAAUAAGAACAAAUCAUUGGCGAGCUAUCUUUGGAAUAUUGCUUUGCGACUCAUUAAUAACAGAGAAUGUGGAGCUCUUGAAGCAGCUGAUACAUUGUUAGGUAUUCCUCUACAUGGAACUGAUAGAAACACAACUAUUAAGUGGUUAGAUGUUAGUCAGAUACGAUAUAGAAAAGUCAAAAGUUAUAAAGAAAUUCAAGUUCUUGAUGGAGAUUCUACUGACAUAUUUUGUCCAUCUGUAAUAGAUAGUCAUUAUCCAAAUAGACCGGAAGAAUUUGAAACGAUGUCUUUAUAUGAAUUUGUACAGUGGCAUGACGUAACGAAAAUCAAACCAACCAGUAAAAAAAUUGUAUAUUAUAAAAUGAGUAACGGUUAUUAUUUGAAACGGCGACAACGUGAAUGUCUUAUCAAUUACUAUAGAUAUGAUGUCAAUACGCAACCGGAAAAUUAUUUCUUUUCAUUACUUCUUAUGUUUAAAUCAUGGCGGAAAAUACAAGAUCUUAAAAAUGGAUAUGAUACUUAUGCAGAAUUAUUUCGCAAUGACGAAUUAUAUCUUGAAAAAGCAUUGGAGUAUCAUGAAGAAUCAGAGGAAUUGAAAAAUGCAUUGGAAACUGCGAAGCAAUUACUUCAACAAUAUCUCGAUGACUUAGAAAAACAGAAUACGUCUCAAGAUGAUCCUGAUAAUCCAGUAGGUGUACAAAAUAUUCAAGCUGGUGAUGCGAUGCAAGAUUUUAAGGAUCUUGGUGACAAACAGGAAAUUGAUAUAUCCGAAAUGAUUUCAAAAUUGAAUGCGGAUCAAAGAAGAGUAUUUGAUAGAGUCACUAAUACCAUAACGUCAGGUAAAUCACUACUACGAUUGUACGUUAGUGGAGAAGGAGGUACUGGCAAAAGUUUUUUAAUAAAAACAAUCAAAUGUUGGUUAAAACAAAAUCUCAAGAAGAAUACUGCUGUAGCAGCACCUACUGGUAUAGCAGCGUUUAAUAUAGACGGUUUGACAGUUCACAGAUUAUUGCAAUUACCUGUUGAGCAUGGCCAUACUCCUAAGUAUAAGCAAUUAGCUAACCACGUUUUGAAAGUUUUACGAGCAGAUCUUAAAGAUGUUAGUCUUAUUAUAAUUGAUGAAGUGUCAAUGAUAUCUAAUUUAAUUCUUAUGUAUAUACACUUACGACUAUCUGAAAUAUACGAUACUACUGAUUGUGAUGAUGGUUGGUUCGGUCAAAAGCACAUUCUUUUAUUUGGAAAUCUGUUUCAGUUACCUCCUGUACAUGAAGAUCCUUCCUUUAUACAAUUAACAGCUGAGAACAUUCGUAAAUAACUUGCUUCUUUAAGUGUUACUAAUCUGUGGACUACUUUGUUUGAUUAUAAUGAACUGACAAUCAAUAUGCGCCAGUAAGGAGACGGAUCUUAUCGUGAGUUACUUUCCAGGAUUCGUGUUGGUUUAUUAACACCAUCUGAUUAUGAUACUCUUGAAAAAAGAAAAAUAUCUUUCAAAGGUGAAUCUUUUGAAACAAGAUUAAAUGAAUUAUGUGAUUUUAUUAAUAAUUUACCAUCUGAUACAGUUUGUUUAUUACCUACUUGUCACAUGUGUAACGAAUUAAAUGCUGCAAUGUUAAGUCGUAUUACUUCAAAAGAAAUACUUUUAAUUGCUUAAGAUACGAUUGAUUGUAUUUCAUAUAUGAAAAAAAAAGUAACAAAGGUAUUGUCAAAUAUUGAUGAUGAUGAUACUAGAACAGCUGGACUUUCAAAACGAAUUACGAUUAAAAUUGGAGCGAAAGUUAUGAUAAGACGUAAUAUUGAUGCUAGUUUGGGUCUUGUAAAUGGUACAAUUGCUACAGUUAUACGAGGGUCACUAUUUAUAUUUUGA
Molecule: messenger RNA, 1977 nt
Organism: Trachymyrmex cornetzi
Lineage: Eukaryota; Metazoa; Arthropoda; Insecta; Hymenoptera; Formicidae
Product: ATP-dependent DNA helicase PIF1-like
Exons: 1
Biological process (GO): DNA repair; telomere maintenance
Molecular function (GO): DNA helicase activity
Source: RefSeq, a predicted model, not a curated record